Babjeviella inositovora NRRL Y-12698 is the source of this 730-nucleotide messenger RNA. It is a transcript of the gene SOH1, whose product is annotated as Soh1p. Lineage: Eukaryota; Fungi; Ascomycota; Pichiomycetes; Serinales. Gene Ontology annotation, biological process: regulation of transcription by RNA polymerase II. The coding region runs from base 45 to 470 and encodes 141 amino acids. Gene Ontology annotation, molecular function: transcription coregulator activity. The transcript is spliced from 2 exons. Gene Ontology annotation, cellular component: mediator complex; core mediator complex. The record is from RefSeq and is a predicted model, not a curated record.
ACCAAUAAUUACUCAUACUCUUAGCCGUUAACCCAAUCUCUGCCAUGGCUGACCCAUUACCCACACGAUGGGAAAUCGAGUUGGAAUUCGUGCAAGCGCUCGCCAACAUCCAAUAUCUCAACUUUCUUGCGCAAAACAAGUACUUGUCUGACCCACAGUUUUUGAGUUAUCUCAAAUACCUCGAGUACUGGCGUCAUCCUGAUUACGCCAAGUUUUUGGUCUAUCCCAACUGUCUUCAUAUCCUCACGCUACUACAGAACGAGGAGUUCAGGACACAGAUUCUCCGCGCGGACGUCGCUGGGGCGAUCAUGAAUGACAUGGUGAAUAGGUGGCAGGAACCAUCCAGCGUUUUUUCGGCCCUCACUCCGGUGGACGAUCUAAGCGGAAAGACUGAAAAGGGAGAUGAGGAGGCGGAGGCACCGUCGAAUGGUACCGUUCUUCCCACGGUGAGUGUUAACUCGCCUGUUUAGCUGGUGAAAGGCAACCAGUAAAGGAAAGGGACGGACCUAAAAGCGUGGGAUUAUACUGAUAGAGAAAACGGCAUUGCCGCCAUGGAGCUACCCCUGAUCUAUGCAUUUUAAACCCUAGAGACCAAAAUAACGUGUAUUGGCAAGCAGGGAGAUGUAUAGUCUGUCAGAGUCAUUAUCUAGUUUAUAGCAUGGUGCAUAUCCCCAGAAAGUUAGUCGCACUGUAAGCACUCUUUAUGUUAGUAUCAAUCACCAAACGCUCA